Plectropomus leopardus (leopard coralgrouper) is the source of this 945-nucleotide messenger RNA. Its product is annotated as olfactory receptor 2C1-like. Gene Ontology annotation, cellular component: membrane. Gene Ontology annotation, molecular function: G protein-coupled receptor activity; odorant binding; olfactory receptor activity. Gene Ontology annotation, biological process: G protein-coupled receptor signaling pathway; detection of chemical stimulus involved in sensory perception of smell. The record is from RefSeq and is a predicted model, not a curated record. Lineage: Eukaryota; Metazoa; Chordata; Actinopteri; Perciformes; Serranidae.
AUGAUGCUGCAGAAUCAGUCGGAGCUGGUGUUCGUGCUGCAGGGUCUGAAUGACUCUGCAUCAAACCGCCAGCUGUUCUUCGCCUUCGCUCUGACGUCCUACCUCCUCACCAUCUUCGUCAACGUGACGCUCAUCGUCACCGUGAGUCUGGAGAAAACGCUGCACGAGCCAAUCUACAUCUUCCUGUGCAACCUGUGUUUCAACAGCCUCUGCGGCGCCUCCAGUUUCUACCCGAAGCUCCUGCACGACCUGCUGGCGGCCUCCCACAUCAUCACGUACGGCGGCUGCCUGGCGCAGCUGUGCGGGAUUUACUGCUACGUGUUCUGCGAGUUCACCAGUCUGACCGUCAUGGCGUAUGACCGCUACCUGGCCAUCUGCCGUCCGCUGCAGUAUCGCACGCUGAUGACGGUGCAGCGCGUGGCGCAGCUGCUGCUGCUCACCUGGAGCUUCUCGCUGCUGGAGACGGCGGUCGGCGUGGCGCUGACCGCGAGCCUGCCGCUCUGCCGCCGCCACAUCAACAAGAUCUUCUGCACCAACUGGGAGGUGGUGAAGCUGUCGUGCUCCGACACCACCCUCAACAACAUCUACGGCUUCGUGCUCAUGUUCUCGCACUUGGCGCAGAUCGCGCUCAUCUUGGUGUCCUACACGUACCUGGUCCGCGCCUCGCUGCGGCUGCGCUCAAACCGCAGGAAGUUCGUCCAGACAUGCCUGCCGCACCUCGCCACACUGCUCGUCUUCACCGGCACGCUGGUCUUCGACACCAUGUACUCCCGCUAUGGCGGCGGCAACGCGCUGCAGGCGCUGCAGAACCUGCUGGCCGCAGAGUUCCUGGUGGUCCCGCCCCUCAUCAACCCCAUCAUCUACGGCAUCAACCUGCACCAGGUCCGCUCUCAGAUCCUCCACAACUUCAGCACCAGACCAGAGCUGCAGAAACCACAUCCGUGA